Molecule: messenger RNA, 607 nt
Organism: Armigeres subalbatus
Lineage: Eukaryota; Metazoa; Arthropoda; Insecta; Diptera; Culicidae
Product: V-type proton ATPase subunit F
Exons: 5
Coding region: 106-489 (127 amino acids)
Biological process (GO): proton transmembrane transport
Cellular component (GO): proton-transporting V-type ATPase, V1 domain; membrane
Molecular function (GO): proton-transporting ATPase activity, rotational mechanism
Source: RefSeq, a predicted model, not a curated record
GCUCGCGCACUGCGAGUCUGACAGUUUUCAGAUGAUCAAUUUUUGAUCAGGUGACAUAUUUUCGUUGUUCUGGGCAGGCGAUUUUCAGAAAACCAUACAUUAACGAUGGCUCUAUUGUCCGCUGUGAAGGGAAAGCUCAUCUCCGUCAUCGGUGAUGAGGAUACUUGCGUUGGUUUUCUGCUGGGAGGCAUCGGCGAGAUCAACAAAAAUCGUCACCCCAACUUCAUGGUCGUCGACAAGAAUACCGCGGUCAGCGAGAUCGAAGAUUGCUUCAAGCGUUUCAUCAAGCGCGACGACAUCGACAUCAUCCUGAUCAACCAAAAUUACGCGGAAAUGAUCCGUCACGUGAUCGAUGCGCACACCUCGCCAACCCCGGCCGUGCUGGAGAUUCCUUCAAAGGACCAUCCGUACGAUGCCAGCAAGGAUUCGAUUCUGCGACGUGCCAAGGGCAUGUUCAAUCCGGAUGAUAUGGUGGCCAACCGUGGUUAACUUAAUCUUCCGCCUGAUAAUAGCAGGCUGUUUAUUGUUUGUUGCUUAUUUUCCGGUAAAUGUGGUACAUACAUCUAUUAGAUCAAUAAAAUCAUUCCGUGUGUAAUCGUGUAAACAA